Nicotiana attenuata is the source of this 573-nucleotide messenger RNA. RefSeq lists its product as uncharacterized. Lineage: Eukaryota; Viridiplantae; Streptophyta; Magnoliopsida; Solanales; Solanaceae. The coding region runs from base 1 to 573 and encodes 190 amino acids. The record is from RefSeq and is a predicted model, not a curated record. The transcript has a single exon.
AUGUUAUUUACUGAUGAUAUAAUAUUGAUUGAUGAGACACGAGGCAGUGUCAGUGAGAAAUUGGAGCUUUGGAGACAGACCUUGGAGUCUAAAAGUUUCAAGUUGAGCAUGACUACGACAGAGUACUUAGAGUGCAAGUUCAGCGACGAGACGAGGGGAGAAAAUAUAGACGUGAUGCUUGAUUCACAAGUCAUCCCUAAGAGAGAAAGUUUCAGGUAUCUUGGGUUAGUUAUCCAAGGGAAUGGAGAGAUUGACGAGGAUGUCACACACCAUAUAAGGGCGGGGUGGAUGAAAUGGAGGUUAGCAUUUGGCGUCCUGUGUGAUAAGAAUGUGUCACCUAAACUUAAAGGUCAGUUCUACAAGGCGGUGGUUAGACUGACAACGUUGUAUUGGGCUGAAUGUUGGCCAGUCAAGAACUCCCAUAUUGAGAAGAUGAACGUAGAAGAAAUAAGAAUGUUGCAAUGGAUGUGCAGGAACACUAGGUUGGAUAAGAUUAGGAAUGCAGAGAUUUGGAAGAAAAUGGGCAUGGCCCCUAUGGAGGAUAAGAGAGGCUUAGAUGCUUCAGGCAUGUGA